AUGUCACUCGUUCCUUUGUUUAUUUUCCCUCCAACGGCGCCAACACGUCAUCAACUCAUUUGGGGAAUUGGGAUCCCGUCACAAGUUGGAUACGAAUCUGUCGUAUGGGGCAUCGUCUUAAAAGCGCAAUAUUAUUUGGCAAAUACGAACAACGGAGCAGUUCAAAUUGACAACUUGAAACCCGCAUAUUGGCCUGGAUUGGGAUUCUUUGGAAAUCGAAAGAAACGAAAUGUCGAAAGAUAUAACGAGACAGCAGAAGUUAUUGAAGAAGGACCCAUCUCUGAAGAAGAAAAUGAGGAAAAAUUCGAAAUUCCUCAAAAUGAAGCCAUUCAAGGCGAAGAAAAAGCUUCGAGCAUGACACGAUGGAUUUUUUACGAAAUGUUGGAAAAAAUGAGCAAAGAAAAAAAUCUCGGCGGUAAAGAGUGCAUUUUACGAGCAAUUUGUGAAGCAGCGCAUGUCUCAUUCAAUUACAAGUCGGGCAUUCUCGGGGAAAUCCUUCACAUCCUCUUCACUCCAUCAUCAUCUCCUGACACGCUGUCCAAACACAGUGACAACGAAUACUUGUAUGCCGAACAAAUGGGACAACAACAUGCACGAUGUGAUUUACUGUUUAGAGAAUGCAAUGAAUCUUUGCUGGAAAUAUUUUCUACUAUCUAUGAUCCAUUAUUUUACAAGUAA
Molecule: messenger RNA, 678 nt
Organism: Culicoides brevitarsis
Lineage: Eukaryota; Metazoa; Arthropoda; Insecta; Diptera; Ceratopogonidae
Exons: 3
Coding region: 1-678 (225 amino acids)
Source: RefSeq, a predicted model, not a curated record